Messenger RNA from Aedes aegypti (yellow fever mosquito), 821 nucleotides. RefSeq lists its product as uncharacterized. The transcript has 3 exons. Lineage: Eukaryota; Metazoa; Arthropoda; Insecta; Diptera; Culicidae. The record is from RefSeq and is a predicted model, not a curated record. The coding region runs from base 140 to 643 and encodes 167 amino acids. Gene Ontology annotation, cellular component: Golgi apparatus; ciliary membrane. Gene Ontology annotation, biological process: negative regulation of smoothened signaling pathway.
GUGUCUACAUACAACAAUAACAAAUUUGACAUGCAUCGAAUCAAUUGAAAGUUCAUUGAUUGUUUUGAAGAAACUCUAGAAGGAGCUAGCAAAAAUGUUUUCCUAAAUUUCAAAAGUUAAAGAACAAACUCCUGAAAAUAUGGAUAAAUUAACUACAAUAAGCGCGGCCCUCUUCAUGGCAGCCGAUGUGUGUGCCAUAGUGAGUCUCGCGAUGCCCGAUUGGAUAGUGACUAGUGUGGGAGGAGAAACUCGUUUGGGACUGAUGUGGACCUGCAUGACCCUGUAUAAUAGGCCGCAAGUUUGCUUCACUCCGGAACUGCAACCAGAAUGGCUCAUAGCACUCAUCUGCAUAUUUGUGGGUUGCAUCUGCAUCACCACUACCAUCAUCCUACUAGCUUCCAGCAACUGGGAUCGGAAUGUCAUUCCCUAUGCCAGAUGGGUUGGUUUUACGGCCAUGGUCCUUUUCUGCCUGGCUGCAGUCAUCUUUCCGCUGGGAUUUCAUGUCGACGAAAUAGGAGGUCAACCUUAUCACUUGCCACACUCGCAUCAAGUUGGCAUUUCGUACAUUAUGUUUGUACUCGCCCUCUGGAUUACGGUCAUCUCCGAAUUGUUCGCCGAAAAGGUUUGUUUGCCGCAAUUCUAAGGUGGGUUGCGGAAUGUCUAAACAGAAAUACCAAAUCAACUUGCACAGUAUUCUUAAUGGAAGUAAUCUCUAUAGUUUCUAAUUUGUGGAAUUGAUUUUAAUUACGUUAAAUUUAUUUUUACAUUACGGAUAGAUAAUAAGUGUUCAAUUGGGAAUAAAUUGUGUGAUAUUAUUGUAA